Messenger RNA from Chaetomium fimeti, 222 nucleotides. Its product is annotated as TFIIH subunit TTDA/Tfb5. Gene Ontology annotation, cellular component: transcription factor TFIIH holo complex; transcription factor TFIIH core complex. Bases 1 to 222 code for a protein of 73 amino acids. Gene Ontology annotation, biological process: nucleotide-excision repair, preincision complex assembly; transcription initiation at RNA polymerase II promoter; nucleotide-excision repair. The transcript has 3 exons. NCBI's taxonomy places the organism in Eukaryota, Fungi, Ascomycota, Sordariomycetes, Sordariales, Chaetomiaceae. The record is from RefSeq and is a predicted model, not a curated record.
AUGGUCAAGGCCGUCCGGGGCGUUCUCGUGGAGUGCGAGCCCGCCAUCAAGUCGAUCCUCGUGCACAUCGACAGCACCCAUCACCACGAAUUCAUCAUUGAAGACCUGGACGAGACGCAUCUCUUUGUCAAAGAGGCCAUGUUGCAGGUGUUGAAGUCGAAGCUUGAGGAGCGCCUCCGGGAGACGUAUCGGCCGGAGGAGCCGUUAGAGGAUAGUGAGUAG